AUGCGCAAAUCAGUAUGUUCCGUUAGCUGUCAGUGUUUUCCUCCUGUCGAUAAACGGAGAGCGGAGAACUGAAGUAAACUUUCCACUGAAGCUUCGCUGAUUGAAGGGAGAGUCUCUGCUUAACUUGGAAGGAUUAAAUCAUCAAACAUGUGGGUAACUAGCUUUCCCCCGACACUUUACAAACUUCUACCGACGGAAACAGACGUUACGUUGACGGCAACGGACUAACGGCUGAGGAAACAUAAGUCUGAAGAAGGAGGAGGGAACUUUUAACCAAAGGUUUUAACUUUUAGUUUUUGUGUGUUUCACUUAUGAUGACAGAUACGAGUUAGCUUGAAGUAUGGUAGCCAGCGUACAAACGGGUGUAGCCUAGAACCGGAGUCACACCGGAUCUCCACAGCUGGUCGGGCAGCCCAGCGGCGCCGUUGCGAUGGGCAACCGCGGGAUGGAGGAGCUGAUCCCGCUGGUGAACCAGCUGCAAGACGCCCUAAGCAGCGUGGGACACACCUGCAGUCUUGACCUGCCGCAGAUAGCUGUGGUGGGAGGACAGAGCGCCGGGAAGAGCUCCGUUUUGGAGAACUUCGUGGGCAGGUAAGACGGUCCACAUGUGAGCGCCCCACACGACCCUAAACAUCCACACCAGUGUUACCUGUCUUUACCAUAGACUGUAUCUUAUAUACAGUCUAUGGUCUUUACACUCUGACUCCAGACAUGUUAGUGUUGUUUAUCAAUCAGCUCACAAUGAUCCUACAACAUCCCCAACUAGUUCUAAAAAUACUCUGAGUUUUUUAAGUUUUCUUUAAGUUCCCAGAAUGAUCCUGGACCACUUUCUCCAAAAUUGUUGAGGAUGUUCUUUGAAAACCAUUGUCAAAAUGUUCGCAUGUAACUUCUUUCUAGAAGCAACUCCUGAAAGCAGACAUCUGAAAAUACAAAUAGAGAAACAAAAGUUCAAACAGAUGUCACAAACGCUUCUCUUUAUUUUUAAACAUAAAAGCUUAUAGCUGGUUCUUAAACUUGUAGUUAAAAAUGAAAAUAAAAAUUACAAGUGCAAAUGUAGUUGUAGUAGUACUAAGAUGGUAGUAGAAAUGAGCAGUAGUAAAAGUACAAGCACUCCUGAGUGUUUCUAGGUAGGUGUUGAAGUCAGUCCCAGCUGCUAACACACUGACUUCUAUCUCACCUCGAUCUCAAAUGCACAGUGCCAAUCUUGUCACAAAAAAGAAUGAAUGAAUGAAAUAAUUGUAAGUUAUUAUUUACUGAAAAGCAGAGCGCUGCAAAAUGGCUUUUUAAGUACAUAAAUCUUUGAUUUAAUCAACAUGUCAAAUCUAUAUUCACCAUGAAGUGGCUAUUAUGAACAUACAUCAUCAUCUAUUUGCAUACCACCUUCUUUCUGUGAGCUGCAUCACUUGGCUGUUCACGAGCUGAUUCAAGUUCUCCCACAGUCUGUAGAGGACUGGUGAGCUCUUCAAUCACAGGCUCAUUAGACCUCACAUCUUUCAUUAAAAUGGCUUUUAUGGCAGAGAGAGAAUACUCAAUCUUGUCCAGCCUCAUAAAGAUGGACCUCCUCACAUACCGUGGUAUGCAGGAAUCAUCAAAAACAUAAAAAUACACAAUUAGUUCAUAACAAGUCAUUCUUUUAUAGUCUUACUGUCUUUGGCAACUCAGGCUGGCCACGUAGACAAAAGUUUAAUAGAUAUUUUUAUGCAAUAUUUACAAAGAGAUUUUUGAUAAAGAAUCAUCAUUUAUGUGGAUGUAAAUAAGUAAGAGGAAGAAAUUCAGAAAAUGCAGCCUUUAAAACCAGGAAAAGAUUUUAGGAUUUAAGGAUAUUACAAUAUUCAACAUCUAGGAGGAUAUCAAGUACCUUGAUACUAAUACAUCGCUAAACCUUGCUAGCAACAUGGUACAUGGAAAAUUUGUGUUAAUUUGUUUUUUAAACUAAAAAGGAAGGAAAUAAACUUGUUGGUGUAUUACAGUAGAACCUGAGAGAACACUUUGGAACUCUGAAAUGUUUACAACUCUGAAAGUGAUGUCAAAAAACACCAGAUUUACUCAGUUAAAUACUUUAAGUUUCAUACUUGCCAUUUUGUAAAAUUCUUACAGCGUGAAUCAUGCACACUUUUAGUUUCAUACCCUGUUUGAAAGAUCAGAAUUUCAUAUCUCACUUUAACAUCUGCAUGGUCAUGAUGAAGAUGCCAACUUACUUUCAGUGAUUGGCAUUGUUUUUGAACUCUUCUGCAACGCAUCUGAACUGCUGUUUCCUGUGGGAGAAGCUUAUAAAACAAACAAUAUUUUAAAAAAUAUAUUAUGAAAAACAACUACAGGUGAAAUCAGUGUUAUGAGGAUUCUGAACUACAAGCAUUUGGGAUGGUUUCCUCUAGAACAGGGUUCUCAAACCUUUCCAUACUUUUAGGUGGACACACCUAAACGUACUGUUUCUUUCUCUUAAUAUUUUGUGUAGCUAAAACAAGUUGUCAAAGAAGUAGUAACUUUUUCAUUGCACUUAUAUCAACAAUUGUGAUCAAUUCUUUUCGCUUUACAGUAAAAUUUUUUUGUAAAACAUUCAUACAUUAAUACAAGUGCUGUUUCUCAUCAUUUUCCAUUUUCCUUUUGCAAAAUGAUUUGGUUUUUGAGGCUUCACUUGAGCUGCUCUAACAGAGUUCAAGGUGGCAAUCUUGAGUGGUCAAGCUUUGACCUAACAAAUACUUCUCAGAGGACUACAAUACAAAGCAGCCAUUGGAAAACAGACAACAAACAAAUGUGCAAACUGCAAGUUGGGUGCCUGCCCUUAAGAGACAGUGGAUGAUAAAAUAGCGACCUUCCAUGCCUUGUGUGCCAUGAAAAGUAUUUGUGCAAACUCACACUCUUGUGCAAUGGCAUUGAAAAAAUGAAGCCUCAAAAUACUGCAACUUUCACUACAAUUUUUUUAGAAGCUGAUGCAAAUCAGGCAUUUUCGUCCCCUUUCACUGUCUAUUUGCAAAAGUUAUUUUUUUUUUUACAUUGGCUCAUACUAGGGAUGUCACAAUAUCAAAUUUUGGUUUCACGAUUGUUGUCAGAGAAAGUUUUCAACGAAUAUUGACACUAUGGAGCUACUAUAGCCAUUAUAACUACUGUGGCUGCUCUGAGCAGUCAAUGGGGACCAUUGAAAAAGCAAAAGUUUUCUAGUGGUUGUAAAAGUUACGGGUUACAGUUUGACCUUGAAUUAACUCUGCAGCUCUUCAAUACACAAGAAGACCUUAUGUUCGAGGGACAGCUAUCACUGCAAAUACUCAUGCUAAUACUGAUACUAUUGUCAAUUCAUGCUAGUGAUGUUUAUCCAUAGACGGCUAAGAGAUGGAGCUGAGGCAUGUUUUAAGUCUCUUAACAAACCAUUACAUCAUGCCUGUCCAUCAAUCAGGUCAGCCUAACUCUGCGUAACUCAAACCGUUCAUAAAAUCAAAAUGGAUGAGUUAUCAGAAAAUUCACCUCCUGUACAGUGUGUGCUGAUGAAGACAAUAACUAAUCAGACCAAAAUUGCUUUAUGUAUCAGGCUGUAAACAUAUUAAUUUAUGCUGUAAAAACAGACACAGGGUGUGUAUGUGACUGUCGGGUCUCUUGGAGCCAACCUCAAGGGGACACUCCAUGAACUGCAGUUUUUUUGCACUUCUGCAUUGGCUUCGAUUUUCAACAACCGGAGGUCGCUGAUUGUGUUUAUCUUGCUAGAGUGGCAGUCUGGUUGCCUUGGUAAUAAUUACUUGAGACUAAUAACCACACCCCCAAUCUCUGUUUAAGAGAAAGUGUACUGUUAAACAGAAAGAAAAACUAAAUGGAGGAGGCACUUAAGUUACAUUUUUUUCCCUCCCACUCCUGGUAAUUUCACAUUUUUGUUAUCACAGAAAUCGGGACACUUGCCAAUUUUCAUGUAGUUUGCAUUUGAGAUGUUCCCUGCUAGCUGGGUAUUUGCAUAACUGCAUCUUUUCAAAUAAACCCAAUUAAAAAUGUGUCAAUAAAUAAAAUAAAUAAAUAGAUAAAUGUUGGUAGAUUAUUUUACGUCCAUAUUUAAAUUUCAGAAGUGCAAAAAUAUACUGUAUUGUCAUUUUAAAUUUCAGCAACAUGUUUCUAGAAAGUAGUUCCAGGGUUAUAUUUUUCAUUCUGUGUCAUCAUCUCUUCUUUUACCAACAUACUGUAAAUGUUAUUGAACCCGGUCGACCAGUUUCUGGAGUUGAGAAAGUAAAAUGUGGUCUAAUUCUUGCCUGAUAUAAGUAUUCAGCUGCUCAACAGCUCAAAGUUCCUAACAGUUCCUAUUUUUUGUGUCAUGAUGCUUCAGAAUGUUUUCAAUGGCUCACAAGUCAGGACUGUUCUACUAUGGAGCCAUGCUGCCGUCAUCCCUGCAGCAUGUGGUUUGUCUUUGUCUUGCUGAAAUAUGAAGGUCAGAUGUUGCUCCUAAACCUGGAUUGUUCAGUAUUAAUGGAGCAGGGUGGUCCCUCUACUCUUUGGAGAGGAGGAUGCAGUGUCCAAGAUUUCCCAAGAGAAUGUCCUUGCCCCUCUUAACAUAUAGUUUAUUUUUGCAUGGUUCAGUCUUUAUCUGUAUUUAAGGAUGUAGAAACCAAUCAUGUUCAAUAACUGUGAUUUUGAAGUCAUAUUGAUCCCACACACUGAUGCCCACUACUGAGUCCUAUCCGUUUUUAAUGCAGUGCUGCCUGAAAAAAAUUAGAAAAUGUUUUUCAUAUAACAAAAUGUUUUUGGUUUUAAUAUUUGUUAUGUUUUUUUCAGCUCAAAUUGUAAUAGAAUGAAGGCUUUUAAUGAUUUGCAAGCCAUCAGAUUUUGUUUAUAUUUGCAUUUAUCAUUGAUCCAAUAAUUACCAAAAAACAAUAAAACUCUUUUGCCAAUGCCAGUAUUUUUUCUUCUCCUCGCCAAAUUUUCAUCAAGGUAAACCCUCAAUAACUGAAAGUCAGGGUUUCAUAUUAUGACUUAUUUGAUGAUUCUCUGGCUGGUGGUUACCUGUAAGUAUUUUUUCCUGCAUGUUGGUGUGAUAUCAACAUAGGAAAUCUGGGGGACAAGCUCUUUUUUCUAUGUCAACAACAGUAACCAGGUUUGUAAUCAUCCGUUUUUACAAGUGUUUGAUUCCUCACCAUCUUAGUGUUUAUUGUCUGGACUGCAAAAUGUUCAGAAACCUGGAUUAGGAGUCUGCAUUCCUUUGUUGACUCCAGGUAGCAUAUCCAGAAUACCUGCAGUCUGAUUACAACCACAUUACUCCAGAGUGUGAAAACACAAAUGCUCCGUUUGCUGUGCAUAUUUCUUCAGUGUUCUGCAGAGAUUUCAGUAUCAGCAGGUGAAAUAUUCAGUGAGCUGAAGGAGCUAGAGAAAAAACUUAAUCCUGGACUCUGUAAAUAAUAACCAUUCUCCUACUGUAACGUUGUCAUUUAAGUAUUAUAAGAAAUCUUUAAACUCUUAGUGGAUAAUGAAAACAAACUUGUUUAUACAGAUUUAUAAAAUCACAGAGAUACAGAAAGCUUCACAUGGACGAACAAGAAAUGGGGGGAAGUUAUUUGGACCAAACAUGAGAAACAAAAAUCUGAGGGGGAGAUUUACUGUCACUGACUUUAUUCUUUAAAUGCAAAAUAAAAAAUGCUCAGCUAGUGCAUCUUUCUAACAUUAAUAUAGAUCAUGUUGCAAUAUUACAAAUGACACUUACAAACAAGUCUGGUGCAAAACACCUCCUGCCAAAAGAAAAGAAAGGUAUGUUGUUUGAUACUGUGAUUGUUGUUGUACAUUUGCACAGAAUCCCUCACAUAUAAAGUGAAGUCCUGUCUCAGUGCAAGCUGAAACCUCUAGAGUCAAAAAAUGAAGCAAAUGUAGAGAUGAAAUUGAGUGUCUAUUUGAGGGUGUCCACAUAAGCAAAAAGAAAACUCACCAGAUCUUGUGUAAAACUGUUAAAAGUAAAGUCGAGUUAGUAAUUUUAUCAUGGAGACUGUCAUUGUUGGGAUGUAACAUGUCUCUCAAGGGACCCAUGGUUGACGUCACUGAGACUUCAUUCAUUUUUUUUCUGGUAACCAUUUGUUUCUGGCACCAAGGACAGUAUUUAGUGCAAGAAAUGAGGAAAGAGUGGGGUAGUGACAUGUGGGAAAAUUCCCACAGGCUGAAAAAAAAAACCCAUACUGACCACGGGAGGUAUAUGAGGGACACGCACAGACCACCAGGCUACGUUUAUACAGUCUGUGUUUCAGUUGUAAUAUGGUUACAUUGACUGCGAUGAUAUGUUGGGGUUGCUUAGAGUAAUGUGGAGCUGGAGUUGACUCCAUGUCAUGUGUCAUAACAACUCAAAUUGUAGAAUUAAAGUGAACUAUCUGCGCCAAAGAAAAGACCUUAUGAAAAGUCAAAGUUUCACCUUUAUAAUACAGUCUAUCAUUCAGUCUUCUUGAAUGGAAGUGAUUGUCAACAAAUGUUUUUGGAUUUCUGGGGACUGAAACUUUUUAAGAGUAGAUUGUACAGAUGCAAAGACUUUGCAUGACAUACUUAAGUAGUUCCUCAGGAAAUGGAUGAGGUGAAAACCAGCGUUAUCUUUCUGAUAUGUUUUAUUCACCGCAGAAGUUUCAGAUGCAUUUCUUGUGAUGAGCUGGUGCUGUCAACAUGAUGUUAAGGCCAAUAUGUGAAUAGAGAGAUUUGUUCCUCUUAUUGGACUAAUCUGAAUUAGUGAUUGUGCAGCUUUACAAACUUGUGAUGUUAUUACUGCCUUAUUAACAGGAGGAUCGGUUUUCCAUUGAAGUAAAACUCCAGAUAGCCAGCAAGAACACUGGUCCUGAUUUUGAGAGUGAUUAUAUUAUGUUCGGUAUGAAAUAGUGAACCAAAAUUAAUAAAAAAGCUUUUUGUUCUAGAGAGGGACUUUAAGGAUGUUGAAAAAUCAGCUGCUCCAGAUCUUCAGGCGGGGAUUUUCAAAGUUGAGGAGUCCUGAUUUAAAAACCUAGGUCUUGAUCCUGAACCACUCUAACCAGUGGGAACACUCUGUUCCAGUGUGAUCUGCUGGUCUGAACGCUGGGGUGGCAGCGUUUGUGACAGAAACCAGCUCAGAAGCUUAUCUGAAGAGAGAUGUGAUCAGGUCCUCCAGGCAGACUGAGCUGAACACUGAGCUCUGUUUAUUCACAUCUGACCUUUAACACAUUUACAGAUCCUAGAACCCAGAGAACAUUAUCCAUGGCUGUGUAUCAGGACAGCUCAGUUUGUAAAGAGGAGACCCAAAACGUUGUUUCAGACUCACUGUGUCAGCUCUGUGUGUCUGAUUUCCUGACAGUGUGAUGAUAUUUAUCCCACACCUCAGCUCUUUGUCUGAUUGUGUUUUGACACCGCCUCUGUGCCAGCUGUUUCAUCCAGACAGGAUGCAGUAAAACAAACUUCCUGAAUCUGGUUUUAGUGGAAAUGAGGGCGAGUAUGCUUUACUCCGUGCACUCUGUUUCUCUGCAGCUCAAUAUAGAUCACACUCCAAAUGUUGGAUGAUCCUCAUGUCUAUGAAUGUGAGACUACUGAUACAAAGUAAUGCACCGCUGACCAAUACAACAACACUCCAUCGCACCUUUAUUUUCAUAUUUUAUCCAUAACAACAAUGUAAACAAUGAAAUGUUCCCCUGUAUUGACAGUUUAAACAAGAAUCCCUGUAUUCUCAAAUUAAUCUUAAAACCAAUUUGAUCAUCUUGUAACUUGUAACAACUCUUUGGUUGCAGCCUGAUAGCAGUGUGUGUGGUUGUGUUUGUUUUCUUGGUGUGUGUAUUCUUCUCUACUUAAGUCUUCUUCCUCUCCUGCAGAGACUUCCUUCCUCGGGGUUCAGGAAUCGUAACACGCAGACCACUCAUCCUCCAGCUGCUCAGUGCUGACGCGGGUAGGUUGGACUCACUCAUGCUCAGAGACACCGUCUGUGUUUGUGUUCAGAGCUGCCAGCAGGUGGCAGUGUGAGAUAUUAGAACAUUUUAGCCUGCCCAGCACUGGGAAGGGCUUGGUAUCUUGUGACUAUGAAUUUUAUAAGAGUGCUUUUGAGGACAGGGGAGUGCUUCAUUUUUAAGUUUUAAUAAAGGUUGACAGGAUCAUUUAGCUAUGUAAAAAAAAUUUGUAACAUCCGCUUCAGCUCUCUCUUUUCAGCCUCUAUCUGGUGAGUCAUCGACAGCUCUUUUUUAAGAGGCAGCAUAAGGUCAUGAGGUUACACAUGAGAUCUUGUUUCCAAGCUCUGCCUAAAACUUUUUUUUUUGUUCAAGCUUUAAUUCUUUUCCAGACACCACAGACUUGUAGAUAAUCAGAACCAGAAUAAAAAGUUCUUUAAUUAUUGUGAGGUGAAGUUGAAUCCAAAGGUAGACUUUAGGAAUAUUGACUGAAAUAGGAAUAAGAUAGCAUAAAAAAGUAAGCAAAAAAAUAAAUAAAAAAUAAAGAAUUAAGCAUGCACAGAGCAUUAAAGCCAUGUGGAGAAAGUACAGAAACUUCAGAAAUAAAGCUGUGCUCAAAAAGAAAAGUAUCUAAAACUCUUGUGAAAGUUUUAAGCAGGUUGAUGCACUGUGUUAAAAUUUCCUCAUGAGAUAGUCACAGUAAAUGAUCCAUUUGAGUGUCAACAUUUAGCAGGAUGACAUUUUUGUAAAAAAAAUAAAUAAAAGACGCCAUUUAAGGGUGUAGAGCAGUGGUUCUCAAGUCCAGUCCUCGAGGCCCACUGUCCUGCAUGUUUUGAAUGUUUCCCUGCUCCAACACACCUGAUUGAAAUGAUCAGCUCGUUAUCAAGCUCUGUAGUGGCUUAAUAACGAGCUGAUCAUUUGAAUCAGGUGUGUUGGAGCAGGGAAACAUCCAAAACAUGCAGGACAAGUUAUAAAAUGUGUUCUGGUGUAUUAUACAGUAUAGAGCUGUAGAAAUGAUGCAUAAGUAAGGCAAAGCAAGGCAAAUGAAUUUAUACAACACAUUUCAGCAACAUGGCAUAAAUGGUGUAUUAACAGGAAAUGAAAAAGGUCAGAAAAAGACAUUGGAAGGAAAACUUUUAAAGUCUUUCAGAGAUUAAAUUAAAAAUUAAUUAAAAGAAGCCAUAAAAAAUCAGAGCAAAGAUUAAAGAAACAGCAAAUACAAAGGUUAACUUGCAGUAUGUCAGUUUUAUAUACAGCAUCAAACUUUAAGUACAGUACAGUGUUGAAGAAGAAUUAGAAUAGAUUUACAGAUGACUUAUUUAAGGGAUGGUGUUAACAGGUUAGUCUUCAACUGGUGGAGAUGGACAGUUUCAGCAGACCUGACAUUUUCUAGCAGUUUAUCUUUGAUUUUUGAAGCAUACAGACUUUCUUUAAUACACUGUACACUUGUUGAUCAUCCCAAGAUCCCCUUGUUUAUCUAUUUUCAAUGAUUGUUUCUUGUCCUCAGAGUAUGGUGAGUUCCUGCACUGUAAGGAGAAGAAGUUUACAGAUUUUGAUGAGAUCCAACAGGAGAUUGAGGCUGAGACUCAUAGACUGACGGGAUCCAACAAAGGAAUCUCACCUGUCCCCAUCCACCUGCGCAUUCAUUCCCCUCAUGGUAACAUUAAGUACAAAUAACACCCAGUCUGCACGUGGAAACAUUAUAUAACAAGUAUUCUUCUCACAGUGAAUUUAGAUUACAUGAGUCCACUCAGCCAACUCUCUCUUACACUAAGAACAUCCCUCUCUGUCCCCCUCUGUCCUCUUCAGUGCUGAACCUGACUCUGGUGGACCUGCCGGGCAUCACAAAGGUUCCUGUUGGUGAUCAACCCUCAGACAUUGAGUAUCAGAUCAGAGACAUGAUCAUGCAGUUCAUCUGUAAGGAGCACUGUCUCAUCCUAGCGGUCACACCUGCAAACAUGGACCUCGCCAACUCUGAUGCUCUCAAACUGGCCAAAGACGUGGACCCUCAGGGUGGGAGGAAUCUCUAUCUUAUUAUUACAUUAAAGGGUUAAUAAAUUAUUCAUAUUCAGUGUUAAAAAAGUUUUCUUCUUCCUGUAGGUCUGCGCACCAUUGGUGUGAUCACAAAGCUGGAUCUGAUGGAUGCAGGGACAGACGCCAGGGUGAUCCUGGAGAACAAGCUGCUUCCUCUGCGCAGAGGUGAGUGGCUUAUGGGCGUGUGAGACGAUGUGUGUGAGAAUGUGUGUUUACAAACCAUCAGACUAUCAGCCACAGGAGGAGAGAGGACAGCAGGGACAGGAGCAGGAGAAGGCAGGUGUGUGUAUCUGUGUGUGACUGAAAAGCAGAGGGACAGAAUGAGCACAAAGAGAGAGAGGCUGUAGAGAUCACAAGUGCUAACAAGCUAAUGACUGUUGGGCUAGAAAGUAAAAGACAAAUGAUUAAAUGAAGCCCAAGUCUUGACAUUAUAGAGGAUGUUAUAUUUAAAAGCUGAAAAGACUGAAUGAUUUGUUUGAACUACAGCCUGUGAUAAAAGGAAAGUGGUAAAAAAGCUCAAAUCUUUCAAUUUUUAUGACUCAGCAUAAAAACGUUGAACUGAUAUAGUGAGUGUUAUUACCAAAAUUAGGCUAAAUCUCUUAAAGUGAAGCAAAUAAUUGAUGCAUGAUUCAUUUCAAUUGAACAUGUGACUUUUAACAAACUUUAUAUCAACCAGUCAGACAGACUGACAGACAGAUAGAUUGAUGCUUAAGACAACAAAAGUCAACAAAAAAUGGUUGGAUUAAAUUUUUUUACCACGUCUUUUUCAAAGACUUAAGAGUUUAUAAGUUACAGAUGUCAAAUCAUGGGUAAUCAUUUUUAUUAAUCAUGGUAUCAUUUUUAGUCAAAAUUAUAAUAAUAAUAAUGAUUAUUUUGUUUAAAGGGGGACUUUCAAAAGUCUUCACUAAAUUUAACAUUACACAAACUGAAAACGUCUAAAAUCUUAUACAAGUUAGUAAAAAUCUCAGUGUGUUCUUUUUUACAGAGUGAGACUCUGUCUUUGCGUUUACCAUCUUUGCGGCACACAGCGUGAAUGUAAUCUGACACUGAAACACAGAGUCUGCAUCACUUACAACAAAACACUGAAAACUCCUAGGAAAACUUCAGAAUUGCAGUUUUGUUCAUACUUGAUGUGCACAGAGUAGUAAUGCAUGUGGUAGAACUGCUGUUUGUUGAGCUCAUGGUCUACACCAGAGCGCUCAGAUCUACAUGUCAUGGUAAAAAAAAAAGGAAGAAAAAAGUAAUUUUCACACAUGCAGUCCAGCCUGAUAAAGCCUGGACAUUUUUAGGAGCCGCUCAGCGUUGAUUCAAAUAUCAUACAGAUUUUAAGAGUAAAUGUGUAAAAUCAGUCAAACACCAGAAAUACGUCUCAGAGUGUGAGGGCAGUCCGCGGUGUCAGUCUGAGUGAAGCUGCACCUGGUGCCUCCUUCAUGCUCCUCCUGCAGUUAUAAUUCAUUAUGCACGGAGACACAGUGAAAGAACUGCAGCUCAGAGUCCAAGCUUUAGACAUGGAGCCUAAUGCUCUCACAUCUUUGACUGAACCAAAUGCAGGAUCACUUUCUGUCUGUAAGCUACAGUGUGACGGCAGUCUGGAGGAGAUCCAGAGACACGUCAGAGAGUUCCAUCUGACAUCCCAGUGUUUAUCGUCUUCCGCUCAGAGAUCACACUCUUCCUCCCUCAGGUUACAUUGGGGUGGUGAACCGCAGUCAGAAGGACAUCGAUGGGAAGAAGGACAUUAAAGCCGCUUUGCUGGCUGAGCAGAAGUUCUUCCUGUCACACCCGGCCUACAGGCACAUGGCCGACCGCAUGGGCACCCCUUACCUACAGAGAGUGCUCAACCAGGUUAACACACUCACACACACAUAGUGGCAGAAAGAAGGUCAUGCAGAGUGUGUGUGUGUGUGUGUGUGUUUAUUCACACUGAUUAUGUUUGUUUGCAGCAACUCACAAACCACAUCAGAGACACUCUGCCUGCUGUACGCAGUCUUCUACAAGAUCAGCUGCUUGCCCUGAACAAAGAGGCCGAAGAGUACCGGCAGUUCAAUCCUGAAGACCUGGCACGCAGGACCAAGACCUUGCUGCAGUCAGUCCUCCUGCAUGUGUGUUUGUGUGUGUUUACUGUCUUUAAAUGACUCAUACCUCACUGUGUGUUGUGUGUGUUUGUGCUGCUGUGUCUCAGGCUGGUUCAGCGUCUGUCUGUAGACUUUGAGAAGCUGAUUGAAGGGACAGGAGAUGACGUGGAAACCGUCAGUCUGUCAGCAGGCGCAAGAAUCAACCGGAUCUUCCACGAACGCUUCCCCUAUGAACUGAUCAAGGUGAGAGUGUGUCUUGUUGGGUCCAUUGUCACAGGAUGCUGUUAAUUUUGACAGCUAUUUUGGAAUGACAUUUUUUAGUGUAGUUAUUAAAAAGUCUUCUGAUUUUAGCCUUUCCUUCCAGUCCAAGCUUUAAUUUAUAAUUCAGAACAUGGUUUUAAGGUUGUACCAAGUGAUCAAAUCUGCAUUGUUUUCUCUCUGAACACUUAAACUUGUCUGGUAUCUGGAUUCCUUACACCAUGGAAUAGUUUAGGUUAAAUUCUCCCACAAUGCAAUGCUGCUGAGAAAAUGAACCUCUAUGUGCAUAUGUAACUCUGAUUCUGUUUCUUUAGAUGGAGUCAGACGAAAAGAAGCUGCGACGAGAGAUAAACUACGCCAUCAGAAACAUUCAUGGAGUCAGGUAUAGUUUUUAGUUCAUUAAAAGUCUUUUUUAAAAUGUUUUUUACAUACAGACUUCACCUAGUUUGUUACUAGGACCUCUGUCUGUUUCCUCCUAGCCAUUUUUAGAGGACAAUUGGAGGUUUAUAGUUGAUUUUAAGCUCCUUUGAAAGUUUACUCACAAUAUGAUGUCCUUGGUGGCAAAGUGUUUGAUGAACAUUGACUCUUAUAUGUAUGUGUGUGUGGAUGUGUACGUUGGCUUCAUAACCCUAAUAAAUAUUAAAAGAUGUGAGGCAAUCCAAAAGGUGGAAAAAAACAAGAUUUACUAAACACAAAACUAAUAUAAAAAAAAAAAAAGUUGAAAAAACUGUGAAAACACACAGAGCCAAAUCUAAAUUAUGAUGACGCCAUAAAAAGAUGUCAUUAUUUGGUCGCAUUACCAAACAGAGGUAUGUAAUCAACUGAAACACCUCAUUAAUAUGUUUCCACGAUUUGGCUCCCACACUUGUCUUAUUUAUGUCCGCUGUGUCUCUUCCUGUCUGCCUCUGCAGGACGGGUCUGUUCACUCCUAACAUGGCGUUUGAAGCCAUCGUGAAGAAACAGAUCUCCAGGUUAAAGGGGCCAUGUUUCAAAUUUGUGGACAUGGUCGGUCAGGAGCUAACCAGCACAGUGUACCAGUGUAUCAACAAGGUAUGGAAAGUUUGUCUAGUCUGAUUUUGUGAAAUAAAUUUUAGCAUACCCUCUAUUUGACCUCUGACCUCUCUCCUGUCUGCAGCUCAGCUCAUUUCCUAAACUGCGAGAUGAGACAGAGAGGAUUGUGACUACAGAGAUAAGACAGCAGGAGAGCAGAUGCAGAGACCAGGUCUUACACACACUGAGUUUAUUUCACUGCUCCUGUGCGUGUGUGUGUGUGUGUGUGUGUGUGUGUGUGUGUGUGUGUGUGUGUGUGUGUGUGUGUGUGUGUGUGUGUGUCUGCUGUUCUUAUUUAAGUGUGUGUGUGGGUGUGUGUUCAGGUGCUGCUGCUCAUCGACAUACAGCUGGCCUACGUCAACACCAAACAUGAAGACUUCAUUGGCUUUACAAAGUGAGUAACGCUACAUUUAAACGCUGCUCUCAUGGCUCUUUUUCAGAGUUUGGAGGAGAGAGUUUUUGUUUUAUUUUUACUUAUUUGAGCAGAUCUAUGAACAAAAACAUUUACAGCCAAUAGCAAUGUUUAAAAAAUAAGCUUUAACUUAAAAAAGGAUGUCUCCAUAUUCUUGAAGUGGGAUAAUAUGAGCUACCUGUAACUAGUAGUUGUGAUAACCCCGAUGGAUGCUGGUCAGCUCUGCCUUUUUCAUGAGAAACUGUCAGGAGAACCAGCAAACUAUCUGGAUCAACUUUUUAAGCAAAUUUUGAGAGACUUUGACCCAAACACACUCUGCAUGCAGCACAAUCAGCAGAUUUUUUAAAAUCUCCCUUUGAGCAGCUUACAGUGUAUUUUGUUAAGGUAAAACCAACAACUCUGUUCCAGUUUAACUCCCAAAAUGUAGAUUCCCUCAGCGUAAUGACAUAAACUCUUUCUGUCUUAGUGCUCAGAGGACAAACAACCAAAACAACCAGAAGACUGCCCCAGGCUCAACAGGAAACCAGGUGAGACUUUCAUUCAGUUUUAUUGCCAAACAUCAACAAACACUGAUCAGAGAUCUGAUUAUUGUGGAUUUAUCCUGAAUUCUGGAUUUUCUGAGUAACCCUUUAAUCACAUUUAAUGACACAUUCGGAUGAAUGGAGUGGGUAAUAAACCUAAACUGAAAUAAGAGGGAUUUCAGAAAAUCGACAGUUGUGAUGAUACUUUUCAUUUUGAGGUAUUCAUACUAAUGUUUAUUGUGCAUGCAUCAUAGAUGAGUGUGUUUCUCUUUAAUUAUUCUUAAUGGAGGUCAUAUGUUUUGAGGAGAAACUUUUCUUGCUUUGUUUUUCUGCAGAGUGUGUGGUUGUUAGUUAGAUUUUCUCCAUCUUUUUCACAUUUUGUUUUGUUUUGUUCCCUGAUGUCACCCUCCAUGUGUUUCCCAUUCAUCAGCAUUAAUCAGCACUGAGAGCUGCUGAUAAAAGUGAUUAACUGUCCAAAAAUCUUACCACAGCUGAUCUUGGCUUUAACAGAAAUACUCUGGGUUGAUCCAGAUUAAUGUGUAAGAUGAUAUUAAUGUGGAAAAAUCAAAGACACAGUGUUGUGUGUGUGUGUGUCUGUGUUUAAUCAGGAACAUUGAUAAAAUGUGGUAAACAGCAGCUCAUUAAAACAACUCUUGUGUCAGAUAUCUAUUCCCUCAUGUUGUUUUUAAUCAUUAAAUCAUGAUUAUCAGUGGGAUAAUAUAAACUGAUGAAAGUGUUUCUCCAUUAUCUCCUUUUUUCUGCAGGGUGUGAUUCCUCUCUCCAGCCUGAUAGUAGGAGCUCAGUCUGUUUAGCUCUCUCUCUCUCUCUGCUUUCCCUGCUGUAAAUGUUUCUGUGCAGGACUCAGGCAGAAAAUAUGCACACUGUCUGAUUAUUGUCUCAAUGAUUUUCUGCAGCUGAUCCUCCGCUGAUCUUUGACUAUUUAUCUGUCUUUCACAAACUGAAGGAUUUCUCUCUCUCAAAUCAGUCUCUUUUUACUUUUCCCAGAUGCAUGAAAGUCUGCAGAUGUUGAUUCUUUUCUUGGGGGAUGCAUUCUUUAAAUCAUAUUUGUUAUCUUGUACUUUCUUAUUUUAUAAACCUAAAGCCUCUCCUAUCUUAUUCUAUGUUUGAUUAUGUUUGUUUCUCUUCUUGGAUCCCGUCUAUCCUCUACAGAGGAAUGCUCGCUGAUCUCAUGGCUGCAUUUUCUGCUUGCAAAAAUCUCCUUUUCCUUUAGUGUCAGCUGUUCCUGAUGUGUCCUCUUCUGUGAAUCAUCCAUCUUCUCUUUGAUUGUGUUCCUUGUUCUGUAGAGUUUCAUUACACAAACUUAUCACACAUAAACUGUCCUCUCCUGUCGCGCAGGUGAUUCGCAAAGGCUGGCUGACCAUCAGUAACAUCGGCAUCAUGAAGGGCGGAGCCAAAGAGUACUGGUUCAUCUUGACUGCAGAGAGUUUGUGCUGGUACAAAGACGAUGAGGUGAGGUGAUCACACUCACAGACCUGUAGUCUCAGAGUUCAUGCUCAAAACAAUAUGAUCAGAAAUGCACAGAAACUAGUUUUAAGCUUCAAAAACCAACAGAGGUCAUGAUAAUAAUAGCUUCAUUUUUAUAGCCCCUUUAAAAACAGAGGUUUACUAAGAGCUUUGACAAAUGGUCAUAAAGCACAGAAUGUUGGCACAUGGAAAUAAAAACAAAAAAGCUCAGUUGAAACAAGGCUUUAGAAUUGAAGGCCAGACAAUACAGGAACCCUGCAACAUAGAAUGAGACCAUGAGGACCAAAAUAAAAACAUCAACAAGUAUGUAAUUAUAACAAAAAAAGACAGUAAAGCUGAAAAAAAAACAGAAAUAAAAGAGAUAAAAGAUUAAGAAAGAUUAAAGAUGAUGAGAAACAGGCUCUUUCAAAUAUCAUUAGUAAGUAAGUAAACUUUAUUUGUAUAGCACUUUUCCCAGACAAAAGAGUCACAAAGUGCUUCACAUAGACAAAAAUAAAAAUGUACAUACAAAUUAAAAGGCCAAGACAACAUUAAACAGUCAUAGCAGCCCCAAAAACAAUUAAGCAAAAGCCUGAGCAAAUAAAUAAGUUUUGAGUUGGCUUUUACAGGCGUCAACAGAGUCAAUUAAGAGCAGAGAGAGAGGAAGAUCAUUCCAAAGCCUGGGGGCAACAGUCUGGAAGGAUCGGUCUCCUCUGAUCCGAAAACGAGUGACCGGAACCAUCAGCAGAUUCUGAUCCAUGAACCUCAGAGCCCAAGAGGGGUUGUAAGGCUGGAUCAGAUGACAAAUAUAAGAUGGAGCCUGACCAUGCAAGGCUCUAAAUGUUAGGACAAGAAUUUUUAAAUUGAUCCUAGAGGACACAGGCAGCCAGUGUAGGCCUUUAAGAAUAGGGGAUAUGUGAGUCCGCCUGUUAGCGCAGGUUAGAAUUCUAGCUGCAGAGUUUAGCACUUACUGAAGACGAGACAGCUCCUUUUUGUUCAGGCAUGAAAACAAACUGUUACAGUAGUCUUAACGUGACGACACAAAGGCAUGAAUGAUGAGCUCCAAGUCAUUUUGGGACACCAUUUUCCUGAGCUGAGAGAUUUUCCUCAGUUGAAAGAAGCAGUUUCUCGUCAAAUCUUUCCUCUAAGGACAUGUCUUUGUCAAAGAUGACACCCAAGUUUCUUAAGCUAGGUUUAGCUGACUGGCCUAUGUCACCCAAGUACUGUUUAAUCCCUGGAACUGAAUAAUCAGGGGCAAUAACCAGUGUUUCUGUUUUGUCUGCAUUUAGCUGCAAAGAGUUUUCACUCUGCGUCUGAAAUAAUGAUAUUUUGAUACACCAGAGUGAGAAACAGGAGGCUUUUUUUUUAUCUGAAAACCAUGUUAAGUUAUAAAAGAGGAAUCAGAGAGGAAGAAUAGAGUCCACAAAAAUGUAUAAUACCACCUUUUCAAAGUAAGGCUUUUCAUUUGACUAUCUCUAGACGAAAGCGAUUUAGAGAAAAAUAACCAAAAUGUAUCUUGCGAUAAAAUCAUUUCCAUUUAAAGACUAAGGCCAAGUCCACACAGAGGCAGAUGGGUUGUAAGCAGAGGUUUUCCAUCUGCACUGUCCACACGGCAUUACACACAUGGUUGAAAACACUCACAUGAGCAUGCCAGACCAGUAGGUGUGUUAAUGAGCCAUCAGUCUGUUACAUCAAACUCCAAAGAAAACAGUUUUGCACAUAUAGAGUGGAAAAGUUUAAAAACUAUUGAGCUUAAUAUAUUUAUUUGCUCUCUUACCACAAUACACUGAUGAUGAACAGCACGUUUACAAAUGCAAAUACAUCGAGAAUCAAUCAGAAGUAUUCUGCUUGCCCACCAUCUUGGUGUGUGUGUGUGUGUGUGUGUGUGUGUGUGUGUGUGUGUGUGUGUGUGUGUGUGUGUGUGUGUGUGUGUGUGUGUGUGUGUGUGUGUGCAGCAACUUUACUCAACAGUGAUUGUGUGUUGAGGUUGGUUGUCAGAAUUUUCUUUAACUUUCAUUUUCACGGAAACCCAUAGAGAGAGAGAACAGAGAUUUAAAAACCUCCAUCUUGGAAAGCAAUUUAAAUUUUUUUACUGACCUGAUGUCUGUUUGUGUGUGUAUUAGAGAUACAUGAUAUUAUUGGCAUGAUAUCAGUAUCUGCAGAUAAUAGCAAAAAAAAAGUGAAUAAUGGGCAUUAGCACUUACGAAAACUUCUACUCAUAUAAUUAUCUGCCAAAAGGUGUUGCAUUCCUGUCUUUUGCACACGUUAACAGCUUGCAUAAGUUGGCUGUACAGAAAUGUUUUGAAGUGUUGUAAACAAACAGCAGAUUUAUUACUGACUGUCUAUGUUAAAAAUAAUAAUAAUGUAUUUAUCAUCCAUGGUAGAAUCAAAUGCUGUUUGUCUUAUUUAUCUAGUUCUAUAACAAUAGUCUGUAAUGAUGAGGAGAAAAUGUGUUUUUACAACGACAAAUAAAAGUGUGCAGAUAUUGGAAUUGAUAUCUAUAUUGGCUAAAGUGAGUCUGAAAAUGUUGGCAUAUUGGAUAUUGUCAAAAAUCCAAUAUUGUAUCCCUGGUGUGUACAAAGGGCCAAAAUGUACAGACAAAGCAAUAUUAAAAAAACUGAACAUUGCAACAAAUCAGUACGCACAGAUCAGAGUUCUGAAAACAUUAAAUUACUAUACUCUGAUGGUGAAGUAUGUCCAGAAAUAAACCAAGACUUCUCAGAAACUUUGCACUUGAUGUGUGAGAGCUCUGCAAAAAGAAAAGAUCACACUGACAUUUAUCAAAAAAACUUUAUUAACUUUAUGAAUAAGAACAGAGUCAAGUCAGACACAGAGAUUGUUGGAGUAGACUCAGCUUUAUUAACAGAAGUCUCAGCCUCACACAGCAGGUUAAAAUGAAGAUGACGGUCAUUGUGUGUGUCUGUGUGUUUUCUGGUGUCAGUGGGGCUGCCAUCUGUCUGCCUGUCUGUGCCUGCUGUACAGGAGCAGAAGGUCUGCACAGCAAGUGUAGACAGGCAGACACACCACAACAGUCUCAUCCCGUCACAGCUGGGGUCAUGAACCAGGACAGGAAGUGAUGUCACAGGAGGGGGAAACACGCCACAGUAUCAGCUGUAGAUUCAAAGAGCAGCUGAUUUUAAGUUGGUUAUAAUAAUAAUAAUAAUAAUUCAUUUUAUUUGUACAGCGCUUCUAAAAACACUCAAAGACGCUUUACAUGGUACGUAAAAUUCAAGAUAAUAAGACAAAGACAUAAAAACAGUAAGAUGGACGAAACAGUUAAAUAUUAAAAGCAAUUUUAAAUAAGUGAGUUUUUAAAAGGGAUUUAAAAGUAGUGGGGUCAGGGCAGUGUCUGAUGGAGGGAGGUAGCGAGUUCCAAAGGGUAGGGGCAGCUGUGGAGAAUGCCCGAUCCCCCCAAGUUCGGUUAUAUUUCACAGACACGUGGAGUGGGCAAUUCGUUGAGAUGAUUUGCUGUUCUUAGUGAGUGCUCUGAAAAGACUCAAAACCUUGAUAAUAUAAUGAUAAUAAUGAGGACAAAUGAACCAAUUAAUUAAUUCAGGGUGGAAACUAAAACUAAGAAACUUUAAUGGAGGUUUUUUUUCAGCAUCUACAACCCCAUCUCCCCAUCUCUCUCUCUCUCUCUCUCUCUCUGAACAGCUUAAGGUUUUCUUUCCUCUCCUGCUACCUGGACCUGAACUCAGCACCCCCCUCCCUCAUUCCUCUAACCCCCCUCCCCAAUUGGUCCUGCUUUGCUCUGCGCUCACUCUCCCCCUUUACUCCCCCUCUGCUCCCCCUUUUCUUCCUCUUCUGGGAGUUGAGGCAUUUGGAGCGGCUCACUCUGACACAGCUGGAGCCACACCAAGCCAAACUUACACACACACACACACACACACACACACACACACACACACACACACACACACACACACACACACACACACACACACACACACACACACACACACACUUAAACUUUCUCACACACACACACAGAGUGGGACAGACUUGUGUAUACAGUGUACAGUACAAAUGCAGAGUCAGAUGUAAACAAACAGUGGAGACAAAUAUACACUGACACACACACACAUGCACACACACACACACACACACACACUCUGCACAUAUACACUGCACAGUUUGAACACAGUGUUCCCACACACAGCCCCGGGCAUAUACACACAUUGUUAUAGUUGAACAAAUCAGAUCUAACACUCACACACUUAUACUCUACACAUGUGAUGAAUGACACACACACACACACACACACACACACACACACACACACACACACACACACACACACACACACACACACACAGACGUGUAAAUACUGUUCACCCACAUCAGAGCGAUACACUCAGAUCACAGUGACUCACAAACAUUUCACAACAACAAUCACAGCCUAAAAGACUUGUCCGGGUUUAACCCUUUCACCACUUUGUUUCAGAGUUUAUCAGCUGAUGGAGGCCUGAGCAUGGAGUCAGUGAGCCUUGUAAUCACAGGAGAUCAGAUCUGCUGCAUCUCAAUUAUUGUGACACACACACACACUCACUAACCAAACUUCUUUUCUCUUCUCUUCUCUUUUUUCCCGCUCUCUCCCUCUCUCCUCCCAAACUGGCUCCACAGACACUUUUUUUUCUUUUUCUGCCCCCUUUCAUUUUAUUCCUUUUUCUUUAACUCUUUUGCUUCCCCCCCCUUCCCCUCCUCCCUCCCCCCUCUCUCUCUCCCCCUCUCUGCGGUUGGCAGUCUCCCUGGGACUCUGCACAUUCCUGGCUGGAAAAUCUGAAGCUUUGUCCAAACACCAGCUUCCAAGAUCUGCCCAGAGAAAUCCCACAUGGCUGUUUCUACACUGCAGACCUCCCCCUCUGACUCCCCCUCCUCCCUCACAAAUACUCCCAGUUCCAGCCUCUCCUCUCCAUCCCUGUGAAGACACACUCUUCACUCUCCUGUAUUUCACCAUCUUUGAGCUUGUUUGCUGCGUCUCAUCUCUGCUUACGCUGACCUCUCUCUAAGGGAGCAGAAUAACAGUUAAGAGUUUAACGUCCACAGCACACUGAGCAGACAUACAUUCCUGCAGUCCUACACUGCCAGAGCUGAAGAAAAACAGAUGGCUCAUGCCUACACACUCAGUCUGUGUGUAGGUGUGUGUGUGUGUAUGUGUGUGAGGCCUGAACCACAUCUCAGAUGCAUAAGACUAUGAGAAGAUCCUGCACAGCUCCAGACACAGUAGAUCCAUUAAAGAACAUCAACUUUCACAAAAUCAUGCACACUAUGUUUCUGACUGCAAAAGUUCUGCAAGAUGUAAAUGGAGAAACACAAAACUCCCAAACGAGCUGCACUCUGAUGAAAACUCAGAAAAGGGUCAGAGCUUUUCUACCACAGAUUUGUGCAGAUGAAGCUCAGUUUACGCAAGUUCGAAACUUUUCUUAAAAAAUCGUCUAAGCUUUCCCCCUUGAAUGCAUCGUCUGCUGUUCCUUCAAAAGUUGGUGUCACUCUGCUGGGCUGAAAUAGAGUUAUUGAUGCAUAAUAAAGACAUAAAGCUGUUAGUAGUGUGUGCACAUUGAAAUGCGUUUGCAGCGCUCAUGCACAGACAGUUUUAAACAUGCAGUUUUCUGAAGCUCAUCCUUGCACUGUCUAACCAAUGUGCAGACUACUGUACACCAGAAAGAUCCUGAACAGGUAGUCUGAACACUGGGAUGACGGAGCAGGACCCUGUUUCUUCUCCCCUCCUGGUCGUCCUCCUCUUCUUCUCUGGCUAACAGUCCUGCCUGAGGCGGAGGAGAGUCGGGAACAUUUUUCCUCUGAUAUUUUCCUCUUUUUUUAAUCUGGUGUCAGCUCUCGAUUGCGGGUCGAGGGGUCUCCCAAACAUCAGGCAUCCUCUCCGGUGGGUGACCCUCCUCCUCAGAUGUCAGUGUUUGUGAAGUUGAGCGUCCACGGGGCUGCGUCCGGCGUAGUAUCCAGUCUUGACGUGGCACUUUCACUCAUUCAGUUCAGGAUCUGCGCGCUCACACUGAGAAGGCGUGAGGAGACUAAGGGAGUGAGGGAAGGAGAGAGAGUCAGGGAGGGACUGAGCGGCCAUAUAAGGGUUGAUGGGACCCAUGGGGAUUCAACUUUGGACUGGUCUGCAGAUUCUCCCAGUUUCUCCUGGACAAACUCUCUCCUGCCCUUCUCCUCUAUCCAGCUCUAUCCCUCCUCUUCCUGAUCUCUACUUUCUAUUUCUACCCCAUCACAGCACCAUAACCCCCCUGCUCCAAGCUCCACCCCCUCUGUCCAAAGCGAUCCCAGAUGUUGCCGUACGAGCGCCAAUCCGGUUCUGUUAUUUUUUUGCAGGCUGUGUUACAGGAAGUGGGCCCCUUUGGAAAAAAGGAAAGAGGAACGAAGGAAGAGAGUCGUAGGGUUCAAGGGAGCACGGAAAGAGGGAGAUCUGAAAUAUUCAAACUCACUUCUCACAGCUCACACAUACAUCCACACACAUACAACAGUCAGGGUGUUUAGGACAUCCUCUCCUGCAGCCGUCUCUUCCUGCUUCAUAUUUCCCGCUCUCCUCUUUAACCUCCUCAUUUUGAACCUCUCCUCAAAGUCCUGAGCGAGGGAGCAGGCCGAGAGGAGAGAUGUUCGGGGGAAGGGCUUCACUUAAGGAGAAAUGUUGUGUUAGAGUUUGAGUCUGAGUAAUGACUUUCACAUGUGAGCCCAGCCGCCCCCCCUCCACCUCCCCACCUCUCUCUCUCCCCCCUCUUUCGUUUAACCGUCCUCCUCACUGUCUGCUCCUUCACUGACUCCUCCAAAGGCUCUCCUCGUCCAUGAGUCCCUACGGUGAUGACAGACCAGAGACUGAUGGCAUUUGUGUGUGUGUGUGUGUGUGUGUGUGUGUGUGUGUGUGUGUGUGUGUGUGUGUGUGUGUGUGUGUGUGUGUGUGUGUGUGUGUGUGUGUGUGUGUGUGUGUGUGUGUGAGUCAGUGUCAUCAAAUGAACUCAGAUGCUCUUGUUGUCCCACUUCUUCUCGCAGACCCCUUAACUCUCUUUGAUAUUUAUUAUAUAUAUAUAUAUAUAUAUAUAUAUAUAUAUAUAUAUAUAUAUAUAUAUAUAUAUAUAUAUAUAUAUAUAUAUAUAUAUAUAUAUAUAUAUACCCUUACAGCCCUAGAAUUCCCUUACAGCCCUUGAAUCUUCACUCUGUGUGUUUUUUUGCUCUUAGCACCUGUGUAACUUCAGUGUGAUGUCAUAUUUUACUCUGCAUACCUCUGUCAGACCUUAUCUCUCUCUCUCUGUUUCAGGAGAAGGAGAAAAAGUACAUGCUCUCUCUGGACAACUUACAGCUCAGAGAUGUGGAGAAGAGCUUCAUGUCCAGCAAGUUCAUCUUCUCCCUCUUCAACACAGAGCUGAGGUUUGUCUGUGUGUGUGUGUUAGUGAGUGUGAACGUGUGAGUCAGGAGAGGGAGUUGUGCUUUGUCACCAGCCCGCUGAAGUUUUGAUGAAAUUUCAUGGGGGGGGGGGGGCAAAAGUGCAGGAGAGGCUAAAGGGAUAUUCCGAUGUAAGCUUAAGCCAUGGUCAAACACACUAACACUGAGACAGUGCUGAUGAGGAGAGAUGACUUUUGCCAACUGCUAGCUUCUAUAGUUCCACCAACUUCAGCAAAGACGCACAAUAGCAAUACACAGCAGUGUAUGUCUCCAUGCACAAAACAAAUAAAAGCAUACUUUUGAAGCUUAUACUUCAAAAUAAAAGUGUUACAGCACAAGUCAAUUAAGUUUAAAUACAGUUUUGUGAUUCAAGCCAGAAUUUUGACAAACAGGUAGAAAUGUUGAGAAUAAAGUCCAAAAUUCCCAGAAAAAAAAAUCGAAAUGGUGAAAAUUGAGUCAGAGGUUUAAACAUGGAGAAUAAAGUUGCACUUUUGAAAAUGAAGUUGGUGUACCAUUUUUUACUUGUAAAAACGGUGACAGUUCCUGCAUGAUGGUGUGACACCCAUAGAUAUCAGCACUAGAUACCUCAGGAUCAAUACAACCUAGUGAUGGGCACAGCAGUUCUUUUAGAUGUACUGAAUCACUAGAAUCAGUUCACUAAAAAGAUUAGUUCAAAAGAUUCGUUCACCGAAUCACAGAAUCAUUCAGCGCUUGGUGGGAGGAGCCUGCGGCCUCUACUUUCACAACUGAUACACAGCUGAACAGUUCAGGAUUUAGUUCAGUUCAUAGCUUCUGGGACCAGGAGACGAGAGUGUUCUGCUGUGUUGCUUUAGCAAACAGAUUUUUUCGGAUCACAAUUGAUUUUUCUAAACUUUUGCAUACUGUGUGUCCACUUCUGACCAAUCAGAUUGCGUGUUGUUGUGACGUCUGAUUCACCGGUAUAUCCAACAUGGCCGACCGGCUGAUUGUUUACGUGUCGGAGAACAGAGUGUUUUUUGAUAAAAGACACAAACAUUACAAAGAUAACGACCUGAAGGAUAGUUUAUGUGCUUUAACAGUUUGCUAAAUGUCUUUGUUUUGACUUUCAUCUGUGCUAAGUAACUUUAGCUCAUAAGCUAACCUGUUCAGAUACAACAUACCAUAUGUAUUUUCACUGUCUCAAACUCAAUCGCGUUGCUGUCACAGCACCAUUAGGUCUGGGUUUUUACCUUAUGUUUAUGGAUUAUAGUUUAAUGUGCUUAUCUGGUACCGGCCCCGACUCAGUACAUGCUAUCAUGACAGACAGCCAUCUCAACACUAGUGUCUAAUCAGAACUGAAAAACAGUCAGUCUGGUGUCGUGUCAGUCUUUUCGCUUCCACCUGGGACACGUCUUUUUUCUCCCGGAAAGUUGCAAAAUCACAUCGGGCUUAAUGUGUAUAGUCAGGCACGUCAAAAUUCACCUCGGAAUAUUUUGUACUUUCACGCCAUAUAUUUGCGUUGGUCCCGGUUUAUAAGGACCUUUUUGUAAGUUUUUGUAGUGGCAAUUUAGCAGUAAAAAAAAUAGUUAAUUUUGUCCGACAAAUUGAUUCCAGAGAGUGUAGUUCAACGCAUGAUUCGGUUACCAAGUGAUUCAGGCAUAGGUGCAUGCGGUCCCUCGUUCACUGGCUGCUUGCCUGGCAAUGCUGCGUGCUAUAGGAGCUGUGCUGCUGACAGCUCAACUGAAGUGAAAAAUGAACGAAUCACUUGAGGAAGUGAUUCAGUUCAGUACGUUUUCUUAAAAGAUUCGGUUCUUUUGAACAAAUCGUUUGUGAAGAACACAACACUAAUACAACAGCAGCACAUACGUCAAGACCACUGUCAUCUUGGGGUGGUGCCGGUGAAUGACGGUAAGGGUUGUGUUGAAUGUAAACAAAUGGUGUUGUCAGGUAAACCACAGGCUUGCAAAACUUCAACCCAAAGAAAACCAAUGACAGGCACCGCUCCAAGAUGGCAGCGGUUCUGACACAUCAUGGGCAGGGAUGUGAGGCAUCUAGCCAUACAUAACUCUAUGAUCACACCUGCUCACACCAGGACUUUUUCUUCUGCAGUUUAUUGAAAACACUUUCAUUAUGAGUAAAAGCCAAAUGCAUUAUUUGAAAACACAGUAGGCAUGUAGAAAUGCAGUUUGUCAUCAACUCAUCAGCAGUCCUUCAUCUAACACUGGUUAGGAUGAAACUAAAACAAGAAUCGAACUCGUCAAGAGCUGAUUGUUUCAGACUUGUGAAAAAAAAAGAAGUCUUUCUGGAGUUUUCUUUUUGCUUGGUUUUCCAUGGAUGUUAAGUUGACCGUGUCAUUGAAGCAGUUUUAAGAAGUGACGAAUGAUGUUAGUACUCAGCAACUGUUGACCUCUAUUCCUGAAAGUUUGUCUUGACAUUUUUAGAAAACAAAUGUAAGCUUCUUUCUUGACUGUUGAUUUUGACUUUUUCUCUUAAAUUUGAUGCAUUUUUUUUCUCAAAUUUUAUUCUUGAUACUUGGACACUUUUCCUCAGAGUGAAUGGGAAAAAAAUCUUCCCCCCUCUGUUUUUUUCCUCUUUCUGGCUCUAAACUCUUCGUUCUACAAUAAGGAGAUGUCAAACGUCCUUUUACUGACCUCCUCCCCUCAACUCUGACCCGAAGAAUGAGCAAAUAUACAACGAGUGAGGCAGUGGGUGGAGCUUCAGUGAGCACCAGGCUGCUGAGGGCAGAGCUGGGUUUGAGUUUGGCGGGUGUCUUUAUGUGUAUGUGUGUGUGUCAAACAGAUCAGGAAACACAGAGAGACAAAGACAAAGCAUCAGAGAGCGAGUGUGUAUAGAGGGCCGGCUGAUUAUAGCUGAACAUGUGGACUUUGUUUAUAAUUCUGCUGCGUUCAGACACACAAACUGGAUCUGUGUGUGUGUCCGUUAGUGUCCAUGUGUGUGUUGUGUGUCCAUGAGUGUGUGUUGUUGUGUGUAUGUGCAGACCACAGCAUACCGACUGCAGGCUCAUUAAGCAGCUAAUCAAAGCCAGAGAGUUGGAUCAGAGAUGAGGCUGCUCUUGUUUGGAAAGAAUUGCUCGACUCACCACAAGAAGAGGGGGGUUAGGGGUGAGGGGGGUGAGAAAGAGUUGGACAGGCUGAGGGGGAGAAAGAAACAGAGAGGGAGAGAGAGAGAGAAAGAGUAUCAGAGCCAUCAGCCAGGAAUGUGUCAGACUCUGUCCUAUGGCGCCCCCCCCUUUUCCUGCAGCCUCUCUGUUUCUCUGUUUCUCAUUCUGGAUUUGCAUGCGUGUGUGUGUGUGUGUGUGUGUGUGUGUGUGUGUGUGUGUGUGUGUGUGUGUGUGUGUGUGUGGCAGACAUUUCAGUGGUUCUGUCUGACAGAAAUCAAAAACCUCAGGAAACUCUUCAUCCACAGCGUUUCUCAGGAUGAGUCAAAAGAGUCGACCAACCACAAAAUAAAAUAAAAAAAACCUGUUGAAGUGAACCGUUAAUCGGCAUAAAAAACAGUUUUAUAAGCAAGUGUUGGUGUUCUGAUCCGAUUGUCCUGAUCAGAGUGUAAUAGCAGUGUAGUUUUGUCAUGUUUGGCUCGGCUCCCUCGUCUGUUCGCCACCACACCCAGACUUAUUAGCCUCACCCGCCCUAGUCCGGCACAAUCUGACGGCCUCAGUCCCAACCUUUCUGUUCAUAAAGUCAGACUCCUCUCCUCUCUGUUUGUCUCUCAUUCUCUCACACACUUGCCGAGGUUUCACAUAUUUGAGGUCGAUCGCUCCGUGUUCAGAACGUGAGAAGGGAACAACAAAAGGAGGAAAGAAACAAUGGAGUGAUUACAGAAAAAUGUUUAACAGAUGGGCCGCAGCCCGCUCCAGAUCCUCCACUCUGACUGUGCUGCUCCACAGCCGGAGAGCAGAGAUGGAGGGAUGAUGAUGGAGAGAGAGAGGAGAGAAAUGCGGGGUGGAGGAAGGAAGACAGAUUGAGCAGUCAAUGAGAUAUGAAAGCAGCAGUUUGAUUUGAGGAAUCGUUAGAUUUUCCCGAGCUUAUGUUUUUUUUUCUUCUACAUUCGUUGUUUUUUGUUUUUUAUACAUGAUGUUUCAUGGAGAUGAUCCAAAUCUUUGCUGUACUAAAGCUUUAAAAUUCUUCCACCAUGAAGGGCCUGCGUUCAAUCUCCUAUGGGACACUUUUACACUGAACCCCUCGGCUUUUCCCCCUCUAUCCUUUUACACAUGAUCCAGGAAUGAAACAGAGGUCACUGAGUGCACCACUAAAACAUGAGACCAACUGUCACUACGCUAAGACUGUAAGUUCAGCAGUAAAUCUAGUUUUUUCAACUUGGGUCCUAUUUUAACAUACUCAGAGGACUAAAUGACAAACAGACCCAGUUUGUUUCUGAAUAUCUGUAGUAGAUAAAUAGGCUGUAAUGUCUGCAAAAGAAUCCCUGAUGGAUCAAAGUGCGUCAGUAAAAGCUGUAGUUUUUGUCUCCGACAGCGUAAAUGAAUGGAUCAGUGAUGAAAUGGAGCUAAACAGGAAUUUAACCUAAAAAAACUGAUAAAUGAUUCUCUACAAACACACAGACUGCACUCAGAAAAUACAAACUGUAUAUGUACUCAUUCAUAUUUUUAAUUACAAGUUAAAAUUUCCAUGGCUGUGCAAAUAAACAACUGUAUUCAAGUCCUCAUUAACAAUGGAAAGCAUUUCUACCUUAAUCUUGUUUUAAGAAUCAAAUGAAAGCAAUGACAUUUUAUGAUCUUGACUUUUAGAUUUAUUUUCCAAAUGAAUGUUGCACUGCUCUGUCAGUGUGGUCUGAAACAUAAGUAAGAGGGAGGAGACGGCUUCAGAGUGUUUAUUCUGUCAAAUACAACUUUAUUUUUAUUAUUUAAAAGAAUGGCACUGUUACACAUUCAGAAAUGUGUAAGAUCGCAUAAAAAGUCUAAUCACUGCCAAUAUGAUAUGCAGGGACCCUGAAUUAAUGCAACAGGAUUUGCAUUUUUCAGGAGCUCCACUUUGGUUGCUUUCUCUGAUUCAUGAUUGAAGUAUAGAUCCCCAGGAAAGUAAGACAUAACUGAUCUUAACCAGUGCUGUAAUACUUUUAUUUUGAAGUGUAAGCUUUAAAAUAAACUUUCAAAAGAACACAAAUCACCCACUUUAUAACACCUUGAUGGACCAAAGGGCCAAUGGUGGUGGAUGGCUCCCCUCUCUUUGCUGCAGGACAGACAAAUUCAGAAGAUCUUUUGUACCAACAGCCAUCAGACUUUAUAACUCUUCUGUAAAUAGUAGAUGACUUUUUUAGACAUGACAAAUGAGACGGCAGACAGUCAAUUUUCCCUUAGGGCAGUGGUUCUCAAGUCCAGUCCUCGAGGCCCACUGUCCUGCAUGUUUUGGAUGUUUCCCUGCUCCAACACACCUGAUUCAAAUGAUCAGCUCGUUAUUAAGCCAUUACAGAGUUUGAUAACGAGCUGAUCAUUUGAAUCAGGUGUGUUGGAGCAGGGAAACAUCCAAAACAUGCAGGACAGUGGGCCUCGAGGACUGGACUUGAGAACCACUGCCUUAGGGGAUAAAUAAAGUUAAUCUUUUUCCUAUUCUUAUCCUUAAAAGUAUGCUUUUAUUUAUAAAUGUAUUUUUUUUUUGGCAUUUUUGCCUUUUUUUUUUUUUUUAGUAAGAGCAGCUGAAGAGAGAUGAGAAAUGUCGGGGGUAGAGAGGGAGGGACGUCAUGCAGCAAAGAAUCAUGGCCAGAAAUCAAACCAGCAACCACCUCAACAAGGAUCAUAGCCUUUAUAACCGGGUUGCUUAGACUGCCAGGACAUCUGCACCUUAUUGCACGUCUAUUUUUAGCUCAGUAUUUAGUAUUAUUUUAUAAGAGGGUUAAUUGAAAAACCAGCACACUGAGAGAGUCCUUGUCUCUGGAUUCCAGCCUGAGGAUGUUCCUCAGAUAGGAGUUGAAUGAUCUGCGGUUAAUUUCUGAUUUUUUUUAUUUGUGCAGACAUAAACUUUUUAGAUUUAGUUUCUUGCACAGGACUGUGGUGAUCCUCACUCUCUAAAACGUGCUCUGCCAGCUUUUGUGAUGUAUCAGAGUAAUGUUUGAGUUAGAGCUAAGACCUACUAGCUAAAUGUGCAGAUGUGGCUAUUUGAAGGACAAAGUACUUAAGUGAGAUAUCAGUUCUGUGUCACACAAAGCUUAGAUCACUUCGGGCUCUAAACUGAGCUGUCUGGGAGACUUUUUAAGUGAAAUGUUUUGUUCAAAAGCACAGUGGUUUUGCUGCUUUCUGUCACGGGACGGAGGAUAAAGGAAGAUGUUGCAGCAGUUUAACUACAGUGUGCCAAAAGGGACAAAACACCACAAGAUUAGAAAAAUAUUAAUUUUGGACUUUCUUUGCAUCCCAAUAACCUGUGUAGUUUGAUCUCUCAGAGAACAGGAGUCGCUGGUCUCCUGCUGCCUCCAUCUAUCGUCAUGCUGUUGGAUCCGAACUAACCACAUAAAACAUUAAAGUUACACAAUAACAUCAAGACACUAAAUCAUUUAGACAGAAGAAAAUUUACAACUCUGGUGUUUUUCUGAAUAAAAUGACUGUUUUUAUUUGUAACAGAGAUAGAACUUAGUAAACAGAGGUUUGUAAAAUAAGGGGUUGCUUUGCAGUCAUCACAGCCUGUUUUACUGCAGCUGGAUGAAGAAAUCUACAGGAACAGUGACAAAACUGUCUACCUGUGAGACAUCUAACCCACGACAUGUCAAAGUUUGGCUCAGGUUUUAAGUAUUUGGAUCACUCUAACUAAAGUCCCUUAGCAUCAUUCAAUCAAACAUUCUGUAAGCUCUCCAAAAUGACAAUCAGAUUUAUUUCAAACAAAAGCAGCUUCUUUUGUUCUGCAGUUUGCACCAAACAAAGGAUCAUUAGAGCUGAAAUAAAUCUCAGGCUGCAGAUCAUCGUGUUGUUCAGGAAUGUGUUUGAUGAAUUCACAGAGAGCAGCUUUCCCAAAACUCUCCUCCAAAGUGGAUCUGAAGCUGAGUGAAGAGAACAAACACUGUAAUCCUCAGUCGUCUUUGUGGUGCCCUUUGUGACUGCGGUGUUUCUUUUUAACUCCUCGACGGGCUAACUGAUAACAGCUGAUGGCAGCGUGUCAGACGUGACAGCUCGGAGAGAAGUGAGGAUUUAGCACAUGACGCAGCAAGCUGAGGAGACUGACUGUUUCACAGACAACACUUUUACUUCCCUCUUUUCUCCUGAGACUAAGAGGAGCAAGGCUUGUUUUAUUUCCACUUGAGGUCUGAUAGAGUUAAACUAAAAAAAAAAAAUCAUCCCAGACAUUGUGACUGUUGUAACACGUCUUUACUUAAAGGUCAGGCUGAUGUUUGAUCAUUAAAGAAGGAAGACAAACUGCUCUUUAACUUCAUGCCACACUGAGGUGGAGUUUAAAGUGGAGGAAAAAGUUUAAUGGAGUAACAUUUUGACCAACUUACCAGUGAUUGUGUAACAACAGUGCAGCAAACACUUCACUAACUUUACAGCCAACAUUUUUUUCAUUACUUUGUGUACUGCUGUUCACGUAGUGUCCUAGUUUUUAUUCUGAAUUUUUUUUUUUAUCAUACACCAAAAUAGCAACACUAAUUUAAACCUGUUACCAUCUGUGAGGGGCACUAACAGUUUGCACAAGUGGAUCUAGAGUCAAGUGUGCAGUAAAGAUCAGUUUGUGAAACCAUGGUAAUGACAUCCCAUCCCUUAAGAGGAAGAAGUAACUAGACUGAAAGAUCUCCUUGAAAGAACUAAAACAUUAUAGGAAAAUCCCAAGACACUUUUUAAAAAAAAAUUACAUUGACAUUCUAUUCAGGUGACUUUCUAAUUUUGAUCAUAGGCACAAAAUCAACAAGGCUGGAGCUCUUGAGAAAAAGAAGAAUUUUUUUGAGUCUUAAAUAUAAAGGUGUGAAAACUGUGCUCACCUUUAAGCACAGUUUUUACACAAGGGGAAAAAAUUUGGAGGACGUUUUUAUCAUGCAUUGUCUUUAUAAUUGAAAGUUGCAAAGAAUUUCCUGUAUUUACAACCUUUUCAGUAAGCCUUUGCCCUCACUCAUUCAGCAGACAUUCACUUCAUCUCCUCUGACAUUCUCCCGCCUGUUUGUGUUGUCUUUGCAGUAACUACUGUACGAUUAUUUGCUGCUCAACAUUUACCAGCUCUGACUCCACACACUCAGACUCAGCCCCCAUGAUUUGUUUUGCACAAACAAGAAGAGAAUAAACAGGAACUAGAAACUGAUGACAUGACUAGCGUAGAAAUUGCAACUAGUGUUUAAGUAAAGCAGAGCAGACAAUCCAACACAUGAGCAUAAAGUAAAACUUUAAUGUCCUUGUGGGGCAGUUUGCAUUGCAGGUAGUCACUGCAGUUAAAACUAUCUCUAAUUAGUCCGAAAACCAGGUGCAUCAGUGAAUGUCUACAUUUGAAAAACACAUGCAUCAUCAGUGUUGGAUUCAUUGUUGUCUAGUUUGUCUGGACACAAAAGAAAUAGACUAUCACAUUAAGAAUGACAGGUCAAAUUUUUUACUUAAGAAACUUUGCAUUCUUAACAUCGGAAAAAAAGGUGUGUGUGUGUAAUCAUGUGUCGGGAAAUAUCCAACGCUUUGCAUCCCUAUUUUUUCCUUCAGUAUCCCUUUAAGGACUUUGCACUGCAGUACAAUGACAGAAGCUCUUUCAGAGAAAAAUUCAUUUGACCUGUAUUUUGAUGUUAUACUUUGACUCAUGUCCCAUUUGUUAACAUGGAGGAGACUGACUUUUUGAUUCAUACAGCAGCCAGUCAGUAGGGGGAGGUCUGGGUGUUUUGGGCUUUUACUUAUGCUGUUUGACUUUGAAAGCUUUUCUUUCUUUAUCAUAGCAUGGAAGGUAAACAAUGCACGGCAACACUCUUACUGUAGUAAAUGUAUUUAGGCCUUCCUCUCUGAAUUAUGGAAAUCGUGUUGUUCCUGUCAUUUUUGUGUACUUAGAUCUGUAGUUGUGUCGUUGUUCUUGUUGUUGUUGUGCAAUUGGAUCUGUUAUACCAAGUCUCUGUGUCUCUGCAGGAACGUGUAUAAGGACUACAAGAGUCUGGAUCUGGCUUGCAACUCUCAGGAGGAGCUGGAGAGCUGGAAGGCAUCUCUGCUGCAGGCCGGAGUUUACCCCGAGAGAGUUACCGUGAGUACACUUGUCUGCACACCACUCCACCUUGCCUAUGUGUCUUGUGACCUCACCUCAGAGUGUGUGCAAACCUUAAACACCAGCCAUCACCCCCUCUCACCCCUGGGUUUGCUCCCCCUCACCGCUUUUCUUCCAGAGAGAGAAAGUCCCCCGCCCCUCCAUCUCGCUCUGUCGUUGGCUCCUCACAGCAGCAUUCCCCGCACAUGAUGUCACUGCAACAUGUGUGUGUGUGUGUGUGUGUGUGUGUGUGUGUGUUCCAGUCUGUUUCUAAUCAGCAGUUCUUCGUCCCUCGCAAACUCCCCUCUUUUCUCUCCCCCCCCCGCUCUCUCUGCUCCUCUCAUAGCUCUCACAGCCGUUUCUCCUCCUCAACACAAAGACCAGCUGACAAGAUACAAACUCACACACACACACAACAUGCAACUUUAGCACUUCACACAUCUCACACAUCUGUACCAGCAUGUUCAGCCCUCUGUGUAUGACCGCCUAAGAGCUGUGUGUUUGUGUGGGUUAAUGUGUGUGUCUGACAGGUGGAUGCAGAGGGUAAUGGAUCUCCUGAGUACUUCUCGGAUCCUCAGCUGGAGCGCCAGGUGGAGACGAUCCGCAGCCUGGUGGAGUCCUACAUGAGCAUUAUCUAUAAGACCAUCAAAGACCUGAUGCCAAAGACCAUCAUGCACCUGAUGGUCAACAGUGUGAGACAUUCUAACACACAUCUUAAUCGUUGUAGUGCAUAAGAACAGCAGUAUAAGGUCAUAAAUAUAUUGACAGCAUGUAGUUUAAAAUAUCCUUAUCUCUCAUUCUUUGAAGAGAAACGUCUCCUUUUUUAAUCUGGAGGUUAAGUUGUUCUUCGUGGACACUAAAGUGGGAUUUAAAGGGAUUUAAUCUUCAGUGCUGUCACACUGGCAGAGAAGACAGAACUGAUGAACCUGAUGGUUCGAAAAAUUGAUCCAGACAAGAUUCAGAAAUCUACGUGUUCUUUAUUUAUAUAGGAGACCUAUUUUACUUGUUUCUGCCUUUCAUUGAGUCAGUUUUGGACACCUGUAGAGUAGCUCAAUGAUGAGCAGCUUUAAAAACUCCUUAUUUAUCUCUAUGAAAAUCCACAUUUCAGCUCUAUUCAGCCUCUGACUGAAACACUUCAUUUUGGCUGUUUUUACACUGAUAGAAAGUCGGACACAGCUUGGGGUGUUACUUUUUACACAGCUACGUAGUCACAAAAUGACCUGGAAGUUAUGCCUUUACAGAAAACAUCUGCAGACAUGAGCCUAAAUCAGUUAAUCCUUCUCAAUGAACAGCUCCAGGUUUCAGGAACAGCUGGGACUCAAAUCCAGCUUGUACUGGCCUUUGUUUACAAAGCAGUCAUCAGUGAAGUGGUGAGCACAAACAGUUCUGUUAUGGCUGUCGUUGUCCUGAAAACUCUCCACUGUUUUCUGGAGCCUUCAUCUUUGGGGAGAGAAAAUUGCUGAGACUUUCCUCCAUGACUAAAAGACAGCAGGUUGUGUCCAUGACCUUGAAACAAGCUGAUUAUAGAAUCUGGACAACACAAAGAUUACGCUUCCAUAUUUCAAUCAAGUAUGGAUGUCCAGUAUUAUGUUAUAUGUGUGUAUAAUCAUCAUACAGUAAUAGGUCUCGUUUAAAGUAAAACUUGACUAACUCAACUAGAUACAGACUUUAAAAGAGUACAAGCACUGCAUAUUAAGGUUUGUAUUACAAACUUUGUCCACAGGGGGCACCAAAAUCCACACAAAAAGAAAGGUCAUUAUAGCUGCUUAUGAAUAUUUUUUGUGUUGAUGUUAAAGGUCCUUACACACUGGGGCCAACACGAAUAUAGAACGCAAAAUUACAAAAUAUUCGGAGGCAAAUUUUGACGCACCUGACUAUACAAAUGAAGCCCGAUGCGAUUUUGCGACUUUCCGGGGGGGAAAAAGAUGCGUCCCGGGUAUCAGAAGUGGACACACUGUAUGCGAAACUUAGAAAAAUCGACCAUGAUCUAAAAAAAUAAAUGCCGCUAUAUUGCAGAACGGGAAAACGUCGCUGAUGGGAAUGCUUGUAUUGACAGGAUACGGGUUAAAAAAAAAUAAGGACGUCUGAAAUGAUCGCACGACAAAAAUGGUCCCGGUGUGUGAGGACCUUAAGGCUGUUUUGUGAUUGGCUAUUUUAUGAAGGCAAAAUUCUCACCAUUGAGCAGAUGUAUUGUUUUACUUACUGAAAAUACCUAUUAGUUAAUAAGAAAAUGCUAUUUAGUUUCUGUAAUCCAGUCUGUAUCAAGUUCCGCUUGCUCAUGUUGAAUCCUCUGACCAGCCAUCCUGUCUUUUUUUUAGAGGUUUGAUGAGGGGGCCGACAGGGAAAAAGUCCAGACAAAAUCAGGGUGAACAUUUUGGCUGUUUGUGUUUAUGCCUGCAGCUCUCUGUGUAAAUUUUCCGGUGUGAAGCUCAUAUUUGGAAUGAAAUCUCAGAGGAAAUCUUGUGAAUGUGUGCAGUCAGACGUUUUCUCAGCCUAGCACAGUCUGUUCUGUCUCUGAGUAGUUUUUGCAUCAACCUCCUCUUCAGGGUUUCUGAGACUUCACUCCUCGUGGAAUCGGUAAAUAAUCUCAGUGUAAUCUGCGCGUGACCUCUGUAUAAUCUGUGCUGUCUACAGGUGAAGGAGUUCAUUAGCUCAGAGCUCUUGGCUCAGCUCUAUGCUCUGGGCGAAGGAGCCACUCUGAUGGAUGAGUCAGCCGUGCAGCAGCAGCACCGCCAGGAGGUGCUCAGCAAACACGCCGCCCUGAAGGAGGCGCUGGCCGUCAUUGGACAGAUCUCCACUUCCACCUCCACCACCCCUCUGCCCCCACCUGUGGACUCCUCCUGGAUCCAGCCCUCCAGGUACACGAACUCCCUCUCUCUCUCUCUGUCACACACACAGAUUACAGUUGUGUCUGCAGUGUGAUCGUCACCUCUGCUCCUCCCCCUCCUCAGCCUCCCUCCUCAGAAGUCAGUGACCAGCAACAGACCUACAGGUCGGGGUCAGGCCCCUCCUGCUCCCCGCCUGCCCUCUCACACUGCACCCUCUGCCCCCCCCAGCACAGACGGCAUUCACCUGCCCACUAUUCAGCCACACCGCCCCCCUCCCAGCGUGCCAAGGUGACUCUGAAACCACAGUAACACAUCCUGAACCUGACCUGCUACACUGUAUUCACACACACACACACACACAUACACACGCAUACACACACAUGUGCACGCGAGCACACACACAUACACACUUACACAUGCACUCACAGACAGCGUGGGGGCAGAGCAAGCUGAUAUUUGAGCUGGGUGGGGGUCUGCAGGAAAAUGUGUUUCUCAUAUUGUGUUUCCCAUCAGCCCCGGCAGUCCGGACUCCUCUGUGAGCAGCCAGAGACAACAGGCCUAGCUCCUCCUCCUCCUCUCCAUCCUUCAUCCCCCUCUUCUCCCCCUCCUGCAUGCAUUUGUUUUAUAGCCCUCCCCAGCCUCCCCCGUGCAGUAACCAUUAUUUUUCCUUGUUCUUUUUCUUGUGCAUUUCUUCUUCUCUCCUCCUUUACGGUUCCUCCCCUGCUUUUGGCUUGGCUCUCCUCUUUCUCUCUGGCUCAUUUCCUCACUGCUCUCCAAGGUUCUUUAGGUUCUUUCCCUCCUUCAGACUCUCUCUCUCUCCUCUUCUGACUCUUUCCAUCCAACCUAAUGCCCUCUCUCUUCGCUCACUCUUGUGUCCCCUAUAGAUGUUUCUCUCUAGGAACUUCUAUAAGUCUGUUUAAGUUCUCAUCAGUGUAAAGUGUUUCAAUACUCAAGGCCAGAACUUGUCUGACAGUUUUGAUGGUGUUUCUGGAAAAUGACCUUCAAAGUGAUCUUAAAACAAGGUAACAAGCCAGAGUAGAGAGCAAUGACAAAGAUUGCUGCUAGUUAGUGCUAACAUGCAGAGAGGGUAAUGUCAGAGAGUAAACACAGACAGAUUAGUAGUCUGAUAUUUACAUGAAUAAAAGGCUCCACCAUCUAGUGUGAACAGCCAAGCUAAAUCUUUAAUCUGCUAAAAAAAAAAAGGUUAACCUAAUGUACACAGGUGAGUUUAACCCUCACUCUUAUGUAGAUCGGGGGAGUUUUUUUUUUUAAAUAACUGUUUACAGUUAUUUUUUUUUUAAAUUCCAGGCUGUAAAAAUGUUUUUUUUUUUUUCUUUAAAAUUAAAUGUUUAAACAUUGGGUUUAAUGGGGACUGACUCACUAAAGAGCAUAGCCUCUAGUGGACACUGAAGAAACUGCAGUUUUUGAAGAACACGUUUCCCUUUAAAGUAAGAUCAUAAAGUAAGAAAACUGACAGAUGGUUUAAAAUAGUAGCCUGUGGUCAAAAUAUUUAUAAAAACACAAAUAACAGCAGGGUAACAAAUGUUGAUUUUAAUACAAGAACAGAGCAGUAUCAGAUUUUAGGUUUGUGUAUGUUAUAAAUAUGACAUUUAACUGAAUCUCACAAUGAUGUGAUCUACAGGAGGAAUCCACCACCCAUCCCAAACGUGAAAUAACAGACCCUCCUGUUUAGGACUCCAUCACCCAUGUGCCCCAGCUGGAGCUGACUUGAAUGAUGUUAAAUCCAGCUGCAGCUCGAUGCUCCUCUGAGAGUCUGAAGGACCCACAGAUUCUGUUUUCUGCAUCAGAUCCUCGACCAUGAGAGCUGGAAUGUCCUGAAGCGUGUGCUGCCUGAACUCUGUGUACAUAAAAAUAUUGACUUAUUAUACUAUAAGAGAAUACACUUGCACUAUUUUUACUGUUUUUGAAUAAACAGGCAUUCUAUUUUUCAA
Molecule: messenger RNA, 36937 nt
Organism: Xyrichtys novacula (pearly razorfish)
Lineage: Eukaryota; Metazoa; Chordata; Actinopteri; Labriformes; Labridae
Source: the annotation of a GenBank genome assembly